Messenger RNA from Lethenteron reissneri (Far Eastern brook lamprey), 4751 nucleotides. It is a transcript of the gene NOL10, whose product is annotated as nucleolar protein 10. The record is from RefSeq and is a predicted model, not a curated record. Gene Ontology annotation, cellular component: 90S preribosome; small-subunit processome; nucleolus. NCBI's taxonomy places the organism in Eukaryota, Metazoa, Chordata, Hyperoartia, Petromyzontiformes, Petromyzontidae. Gene Ontology annotation, biological process: maturation of SSU-rRNA from tricistronic rRNA transcript (SSU-rRNA, 5.8S rRNA, LSU-rRNA). Gene Ontology annotation, molecular function: protein binding.
ACGGAAGCGGCGAACACAUGGCGAACACAUGUUGGCGCGUGGAGCACGUGUAACGCGAAAGGGGUCUCGAGCAUCUCGACUCUUGCCUUCGAGUCGCAAUGCAGGUGUCAAGCAUCAACAACGUGAAGAUCUACAACCUGAGCAGCGGAAAAUCCCUGCCUGAGUGGCUCACAGACCGCAAGAGGCGAGAAUUACUCAAGCAAGAUGUCGCCGUACGCAAGCGAAUCAACCUCAUCCAGGACUGGGAGAUGCCAACCGUGUGCAACAACAUCCGCGUGUCGCGGGACGGGCAGUACCUGCUCGCAACAGGCACCUACAAGCCACGGGUGAGGUGUUAUGACGUCAAUCAGCUCUCCAUGAAGUUUGAGCGCUGCAUGGACUCAGAGGUGGUCACCUUUGAAAUCCUCUCGGACGAUUACUCCAAGCUGGUUUUCCUGCAGUGCGACCGAUACGUGGAGUUCCACUCUCAGAACGGCAUCUACUACCGCACGCGCAUCCCCAAGUUCGGACGCGACUUCGCCUACCACUAUCCCUCGUGCGACCUCUACCUCGUAGGAGCCAGCUCCGAAGUGUUCCGCCUGAAUCUGGAGCAAGGCCGUUUCCUGAAUUCACUUCAAACCGAGGGAUCAUCCAACAAUGUGUGCGGGAUUAAUACGGAGCAUCAGCUGUUUGCCUGCGGAACAGCGGAGGGCAGGGUGGAGUGCUGGGACCCACGUGACCGUACACGUGCCGGAGUGCUUGACUGCGCCCUUAGCAGCAUCACAGCUGAUACAGAGGUCACCGGCAUUCCGGCGAUUUCAGCACUUAAGUUCCACGGAGCCCUGAACAUGGCUGUGGGCACCAGCACUGGGCAGGUGCUGCUGUACGACCUCCGCUCGGCUCGCCCGCUCCUCGUCAAGGACCACCGCUUCGGGCUGCCGAUCCGGAACAUCGAGUUCCGGGAAGACCUGGACCUCGUGGUGACGGCCGACUCGCGCAUCGUCAAGAUGUGGAACCAGCACACGGGCAAGAAUUUCACCUCCCUUGAGCCCGAGUACAACAUUAACAACAUGUGCCUCUACCCCAACUCCGGGAUGCUCUUCUUGGCGUGCGAGGCGUCCAAGAUGAACACGUACUACGUUCCGGCGCUGGGCUCAGCCCCGCGAUGGUGCUCGUUCCUCGACAGUCUGACGGAGGAGCUGGAGGAGAACCCGGAGAGCACCGUCUACGACGACUACAAGUUCCUGACGCGCACCGACCUUGAAGCGCUCGGUCUGACGCACCUCGUGGGCUCCCCACUACUCCGCGCCUACAUGCACGGCUUCUUCAUCGACAUCCGCCUCUACCACAAGGUGAAGGCCAUGGCGAACCCGUUCGCCUACGACGAGUACCGCAAGCAGAAGAUUCGAGAGAAGAUCGAGGAGGGCAGAGUCCAGCGAGUCCAGACCAAGCGCCUGCCCCGCGUCAACGCCGACCUCGCCCAGAAGCUGCUGGAUGACGAAGAGGACGAGGCAACCUCCUCACGAGCCCUCAAGCGCAAGAAGGCGUCGGUGGGCAGCAUCCUGCAGGACGACCGCUUCCGGUUGAUGUUCGAGAACCCAGACUUCCAAGUGGACGAGCAGAGCGAGGACUUCCGCCUGCUCAACCCCGUGGUGUCGCGCGCCACUGAGAAACGCAAACGCAAGCGCAAGGGCAUGGAGCGAGAGGCAGAGCAAAGGAAAAUCUCCGCCACCGAGGAGAACGACUCGGAGCCCGACGGACGCAACAGCUCGGACGACAGCUCGGACGACGAUCGCUCCUGGGUCCCCGAGGUGCAGAGGCAGUACAAGCUGCUUCGCCUCGAAGCGUCCGGCAAGGAGUUGCGGCGAGGGGCGGCCUCCGGACCGGGAUCUGGUGGUGGUGGUGGUGGUCGUGGAAAGACAGACGUUUCGGGAAGGAAACGACCGUGGCAAGGCAAUGAGGAAGCCGAUUCUGCUGCUGGGACGAUGACGACAAGAGAUCAGCAGCAGCAGCCACGCUUCUACGAAAUCCGGCAAGGAGUGGAAUUCAACAGCUUCAAGGAUGCUGCAAAGAAGCGGAAAAGCCUCACGUCCUCGCUUGCCGAUCGGGUGAAGGAACAGGAGUCUGAUCUUCCCGUGGGCCUCGCACACUCUUCCGUGGGCAGCAAGGAGUUGACUUUCCGUCUCAAGAAGACGGAGCGAGAGGAGCGGCGCCACACGGCCGAGAGGCAGCACCACCGCGAGCGGAAGGAGCUGCGGCGCUCGGCUGGGAGCCUUCCAGGGACGGCUCGUGGGGGGCGGGGUGGGUGGCGGGGAGGCAGGGGGAGGGGUGGGGGGCGCGGAAGGGGACGAGGUGGGGGCCGGGGCAGGGGUGGACCUCAUUGAGGACAUUGCAGGCGAGCGCACACGUGCAACAAAGUAAAUAAAUAAACGCCCCCCUUCCCAUAUUUGUGUCUUCGCAUAAAAAAAAAUAAAGUUUUUACAUAACUGAUCGGCCGCCCGGCCUUCUGGGAGUGCGUCUUAUCAGCAGAGUUGGUUCUUGAUUCAGUUCAAGCAAACUAAAUCGUUUUCAACAUUCUGUGUUUCAUCAGUAGUACUUAGGCUUGCUUUUGAACCCUUGAGUACACCUGUACCCCUGCACACUCAGACAAUAUGGUAAUACAAUGCGGUUUACAUAUAUAUAGCAACCGCAUCUGAAGACGCCGAAUCUACACGCCUCGUCUCACCUGCCCGCACAACUGACCUCUCCACACCUGACUCGCCUGUAGGCAACCAAGUCAUCUGUACUAAGCUCACAUUUUAUAUAACUGACCUGUAUACAGCUGGCUUAUUUAUACAAGGACAUUAACACGUUUUGCUCUAGUAUGCACACAAAUACAAAGAUCCCCCUUAAAGCCUCUAGACGUUUGGGGAAAGUGCUGUUCGGGAGCACCAUGCCUGACCAACUUUGUCUCCCUAGUGGCAAUGUUUACACACCGCACCAUGUGCAGUAGAACCUCUGGUCACGAACGCUUCUGACCACGACCAAAUCGGGUUACGACCAAAAAAUUCACAACAUUUUUUAAUCUGGGCACGAACACAAACUCGGGUGACGAUCAAACACGGCCGCGGCCGAUUUCCCCUUCCGCGCAAUUUUUUAUAAGCGCCAAAUUUCCUGUUGUUUGUUUACAACAAACAACACAAAGCGUAACAGUUAUAUAUAUAACUUUUGUUAUAUAAAAUUCCUAGUAAGAUAUUAAUUUUGUGAGUGUAGUCAUACCCCUCCCCCCUCAUUCAAGCCGUAAUUUAGAGAGCGAAAACACUGAGUAGGUAAAUCGCUAACAUAAGAACCCGUUAAUAUCUUCUCGCAUCAUUCAUACGAUGAUGCGGUGAAGUAAACGUUCAUACGAUAUUACGGUGAAUGCUUCCAAAAGCAAUAGUGUACCCAAAUAUUACUGUUAACUUAUUUUCAAUCGAAACAUGAAUCGCUCAUACGAAUAUUCUCUCUCUCUCAGAAUCGACCGACUGAUGUAGCAGACGAAACAAUCAUCUUGUUGAACGAUUAACACUGAGGUUUUCUCAGUGUUAUUCAAUGUUUUUACAUUUAGUUUACUAUUACACUGUGAAGUCUAUGGCAUAAUUCACUAUUUUUGUGCUUAAAAAUCUUUAAAAAACAAUAUUUAUAUACAGUUCGUAGGAGUCUGGAACGGAUUCAUCGUAUUUACAUACAAUCCAAUGGGGAAAUUAGGUUCAAGUCACGACCAAAUCGGGUUGCGACCAAAGUUAUGGAACGAAUUAUGGUCGUGACCAGAGGUUCUACUGUACUCAUUUGAGGCUGACUCGACUUUGGGGAGGCCUGGGACCGGUUAAAAUAAUUAUCACUUGUGUUGGCCGUGAGCUUGAAUUGAACUCGGGUCUUUUAUUGGUAUCGUAUUUCCUGAUGAAAUAUGAGGAAAAUGACGUGAAAAAUAUUUUCAAGGUCCAAUUAAAUAGCUGCAAUGAUUUUCCUGUACAGAUUAAUGCAGCGUGUGCAUUAUUAGUGUUCUAGAUGGUAAAGCUGCAAUGAACGAUGAGUUGACUUACUAAUGAUGUUCAGUCAAAUCCAAUGAGAACUUUAAAGGAAUCCUAUUUUUACUGGAAUUGCAGCAAUGCACACGAUAGUCAAUACCAUAAAAUUAUACAAUAUAGUUCCAAGUAUAAUUAAACGUUAUGGGAAACUGAUAUUGCCAUAAUCGUCACGUGAAAUGUUAUACUGUCCUGUGAAAUACUACAGCAACCCCAGUAUAGUAAGUCCUCGUUUCGCGUGUUAGAUGUGUUCCCGAAAAGUGCCGGGGAAAGCAAUAGACAGUUUCAACGAAAACAGUUUCCCCACAAUGUAAGAAUAAGGUUUGCCGAGUUACGAUGUACACACGCGCACACAGAGAUGGUGGGACAAAACUGAGGGUACGCUGCCACGUUACUGUAUCGCAAUACUCGGCUAUGCAGCUCAAUAAAAUAGUUCGUCGUUGACCACUCAGAAACCGCGUUUUAACGGGCGUGUGCGUUAUAAUGGUGCACGUUCCGCGAUGUGCCAAAAGGGUUUCCCUGACAGAAGAAUGAAAUAGCGAAAAUGUGUUGUGUGAACAUGCGUUAAGCGAGGACUUGCAGUACUCGUAAUGCUCAUUCGAAGACAUCACCUGACAUCAUGGCGGUACACGAGCCAGUGUCAUUGAACUAUGGGUGCGUAAUCCUUGUUAUCUCGGUCAUUCAUUUGUAAACAUUUGUACAGAUACAAAUAUUUUUUAGUGUUCAACU